AUGUAUAACAGCAUGGAUAAACUAAAGAAGGCUCUAAGUGGCGACGACGAAGAAGAAGACAGAGGAAUCGUAACACAAAUCAGUGAUGCCUCCACCCUGAGCUGGUCGACCAGGAUCAAAGGUUUUGCCAUCUGUUUCAUCCUGGGGGUUGUUCUCUCCAUCCUGGGAAGUUGUUUGUUGUUUCUACCAAAUGGCUUAGUGAUCUUUGGUGUGCUCUACACGUUUGGAAACAUAUUGUCUUUAUCAAGCACUUGCUUCUUGAUGGGGCCCUGUAACCAGCUAACGAAGAUGUUCGCCAGGACAAGAAUUAUAGCCACAAUUUUGGUCUUUGUAAUGUUAAUAUUGACCUUAGUGUGUGCUUUUGCAGUAAAGAACGCUCCACUGACAAUUGUUUGCUGCAUCCUUCAAUUCCUGGCUCUCACCUGGUACUCCCUGUCAUAUAUUCCUUUUGCAAGAGAUGCAGUCACGAAGUGUUUUUCUUCCUGUUUGGAUUAG
Messenger RNA from Candidula unifasciata, 495 nucleotides. Lineage: Eukaryota; Metazoa; Mollusca; Gastropoda; Stylommatophora; Geomitridae. The record is from the annotation of a GenBank genome assembly.